AUGUUAUUUUUCUCGUUAACAUUGUUGUUAAUCAUCAUUUUAAUCAUUUAUUUGUGGAAAUUGAAUUCAAGUUAUUCGUAUUUUGAUGUUCGUCAUAUUCGUGGACCACGUCCUUGUUUUUUCUUUGGUCAUUAUAAAAAACUUUGGUCAGUAGAAUCGAUAUCACGUCAAUGGGAAAAAUGGACUAAAGAAUAUGGAUCAAUUUAUGGUAUUUUUGAAGGAACACGUCCAGUUUAUGUUGUUUCAGAUGUGAAUUUCUUAGAAGAAGUUUUUGUCAAACAAUUUCAAUGUUUUCAUUCCCGACGUUUACCAUUUGUAAGUCAAUUAAAUCAAGGAAAUCUUAUUCAUCUUUUUGGAGCAAAAGGAAAUCGUUGGCGUCGUCAAAGACAUAUUCUUAAUCCAACAUUUUCAUUUUCCAAAUUAAAAUUAACAACACCAAUUCUAAAUCGAUGUAUUUCUUCAUUUCUCAACAAACUUCAACAAUAUGAAAAUCAACAAUUUGAUAUUUAUCCAUUGUUUAAACGAUUAACAAUGGAUUUUAUUUGUCAUUCAGCUUUUGGAAUUGAAAGUGAUAUGCAAAAUGAUUUGAAUAAUCCAUUUCUAAAGAAAUCAAUGCAAUUUUUCGAAGUUAAUCCUGAGAAAUUAUUUCUUGUGAAAAUUAGUUGUUUAAUGCCUUGAAAACAACAAGAUAAUCAUCCAAUGGAUUUAUUACAAUUAAUGAUCGAUGCAACAACAACAAAUUUUCAAAACGACGAUGAUGAUGAAGAUGAGAAAAUUUGUCAUUUCAAACAACUUCAUCCAGAUGAAGUGGCAUCGAAUGUAUUUUUCUUUAUGAUCGCUGGUUUUGAAACAACUUCAACAACAUUGGCGAAUUCGACAUAUAUUUUGGCGACAAGAUUUGAUGUUCAAAGAAAACUUCAGAACGAAAUCGAUGAAAUUUACAGAAAAUACGAUGGAAAAUGUGAUUCUGAUCAUAUAAAUGAAAUGAUUUAUUUAGAUUUAUUUCUUCGAGAAGUUUUACGAAUGUAUCCAAUUGCUCUUCAAGCGAUUUCGAGACAAUGUAACAAAGAAACAAUGAUUUGUGGACAUGAAAUUGGCAAAGGAUGUGUAAUUCAACCAGAUAUUUUAAGUUUACAUUAUAAUGAAUAUUUAUGGGGUCCUCAAGAUCCCAAAUUAUUUUGUCCGGAAAGACAUUUAACUCGACGACAUCCAAUGGCUUUUUUAUCAUUUGGACAAGGUCCAAGAAAUUGUAUUGGAAUGAAAUUUGCCUUUAUGGAAUUGAAAUUAUGUUUAACACAUCUUCUUAGACAUUAUUCGAUUCUUCCCACAGAAAAUCUUCAACAAAAUUUCAUUCACCGAGAAACAUUGGUUAUUCAACCGAAUUCGAUUGAGAUUAAACUUGAAAAACGUUCCUUUGAAAAGUUUCAAUAA
This is a messenger RNA of Adineta ricciae, 1431 nucleotides long. Lineage: Eukaryota; Metazoa; Rotifera; Eurotatoria; Adinetida; Adinetidae. The record is from the annotation of a GenBank genome assembly.